Messenger RNA from Mus musculus (house mouse), 2757 nucleotides. RefSeq names its product upstream binding transcription factor, RNA polymerase I-like 1 (gene Ubtfl1). Gene Ontology annotation, cellular component: cytoplasm; nucleus. The coding region runs from base 433 to 1617 and encodes 394 amino acids. The record is from RefSeq and is marked validated. Gene Ontology annotation, biological process: RNA polymerase I preinitiation complex assembly. The transcript is spliced from 2 exons. NCBI's taxonomy places the organism in Eukaryota, Metazoa, Chordata, Mammalia, Rodentia, Muridae.
AUAUUCUGCUAGCAACCUUCAGGUGAAGAUGUAGAACUCUCAGCUCCUCCUGCACAAUUUCUGGCUGGAUGCUGUCAUGUUCCCACUUUGAUGAGACGGUUCUGAGACUCUGAACAUGUAAGCCAGCCUCAAUUAAAUGUCCUUUAUAAGACUUGCCUUGGCCAUGGUGUCUGUUCACAGCAGUAAAACCCUAACAAAGACAACAGUUAAAACUAACUCUCCUCACAAUGUCCAGUCUAGAACACUCUCUUCUUCAACUGCUUGCCUUGUGGAACUGAGCAACUGCUAGAUCCUUGGACUUCCAUUCACGCUUGCUGCUGACCAUUGUUGGGAGUUGGACUAUGGACUAAAUACAGAUUCAUCAGGCUGUGGACUUAGUCUCCAUGUGUGUGUGUCCAAUCAGUUCAAGCUGCUGUUGACCUGUUUGCACUAAUGACAUCACUUGAUAACCAAGGCCUUUGGUCUGAAAAAGACAUUCUGAAGUUACUGGAAUGCAUGGAGCAUAAUAUCCCAUCAGAUGACUCCAGAGAAUUCAAAAAGAGCCAGGCCGAUCUAAACUGGAGCAAAGUAGCUUUUGGACUGUUUUCAGGAGAAAUGUGCAAACAGAAAUGGAUGGAGAUUUCUUAUAAUUUAAGGAAGUUCCGCACACUGACAGAAUUAGUGCAAGAAGCCAAGUUUUCUUUUACAAAAAAAACUCACAAAAAUAAAAUACUCACGGAGCAUCCUGACCGACCCAAAAGACCCUUGACUGCCUAUCUGCGCUUUUACAAGGAACAGAGAGCCAAAUACUGUCAGAUGUACCCUAAGUACAGCAACGCACAGCUGACCAAAAUCCUGGCUGAGAAAUACCGUCAGCUGCCAGCAGAGAUAAAGCAGAGAUAUAUCAUGGACUUCAAGAAGGAGAAAGAAGACUUUCAGAAAAAGAUGAGGCAAUUCAAGAAAAGACAUCCUGUUUCAGGGCAUCCUAAGAAAUCUGUGGUGCCCCAGAGUCACCCAACCAAAGUCCCUACGAAGUCACAAGGAGAUAUAAAAAAUGUAAAGUCUCUUGUAAAAACAGAAUCUCCCAGAACAGUUUCUUCAGAUAUGAAAUUUCAGGGAGAACCCAGGAAACCCCCUAUGAAUGCAUAUCACAAAUUUCACCAAGAGUCAUGGUCAAGUCCGGAGCUGAGGCAUCUGUCCUUUAGGAAGCGCUGGGUUGAAAUUAGCAGGCGUUGGCAUCAAGUCCCAGAGAACGAGAAAGAGCAUUAUAGCAAUCAGGUCAAGAGGCUACAGAAACAAUACAGGGUGAAGCUGGAUCUCUGGCUCAAGAGAUUGUCUCCUGAGGAAUAUGCUGCAUACAAAGAGGCAAAGGCCACCUGUGGUAAGCGAAAGAACAUGAGCAUGUCUGGAGGCAGAAGCUCCAAGUUUGGACGAACAGAGCAGUCCUCCUCAGAGAAAGGCCUUCAAAUAAAGCCUGGAGAGGUAGAGGAGCUAUUAGAUCCUGGGACAGAUUCCUCAGGGACUAUUCAGGGUCAUCAUGAUGGCGCCCAGUCAUCCAGGCAAGAUUUCACGGAUGAUAGUGAAGAAGACGACUCUAGCACCUCCUCAGAUUCUAGUAGUACAGAUGAAGAUGAUUAAAAUCUUCCUCGGGGGAGUCCUCAGAUUUAGACUCCAUUUUAGCCACUUUCAUAUUCCAAGUCACUGUUUAGAACCAUCCAAGCAAAACCCAGGACAUUCUCAACAGAUAGGGAACUGUUCUGUCCUCUUUGUAUUGUUGUACUCUCUCGCUUUUCUCUCUCACAUCCUUUGCUACUAAAUACAAAGGAGUAUAGUUUGGGGAGAAGGGAGUUUGCCAUAGCACUGCCUGCAUCCGGUUCCUGGGCUUAGGAAGAGACCCAACUGAACAGCACAUAAAAUAUUUACAUUUUAUUUGAACAAACUAUAAAACAGGUCUUACAAAGUGAAGCACUGCAUAUACAUUUUAGGAAGGUCUCUUAAUCUUUGCUGUGGCAAACGGUAAAUAUCACCUCUGAUAUUCAGAGUAAGUAAAAACACAAAGACUUAGAUAUAGAUAAAUCCUAUUUUAUGGCCGUAACUGAUUUGUCUGUAAUACAUUCUCCAGUACCACAUUCCUUUAAUUAAGUUGAUUAGUUGACUCUUAAACAUAUUUAAUGUUAACUUCUCACCAUUUUGCUUGUAAAUACGCCAAGCUGUUCUCAUGAAUAUUAACUUUAGAAUAGUUAUAAACCUUUGAAGUUUUAUUUUUGUGUCUAAAUAUUCAUUUUCUUUAUUUUAGUUCACAUGUUUUAAAAUUUGUGCAUAUUAAAUAGGUAACUAAAUAUUUUUAUAAAUAUUUACAAAGUAUAAUGUAUAAAUCAGGUUAAAUGUGUUUCUCUUCAUAUGUUUGUAUAGUUAAGUUGAAAUUUACAUUUUAAAAUUUAUAGUACAUUAUCCCUCAUAUAUUCAUGAAUCAUUUUUUAUUUGUUCUCUCAAGGAAACAAUUAUCUUUAUGUACAUUUUGCAACAUUUCCAAUAUUUUUACCUCUGAAUUGCUUAGUCUUCCAGAGAUGUUGGAUUAAGUAUAAAUAAAAAUAUCAAAAGAUAAGUGAUAAAUUCCUGUCUUUUUUUUUUUUUAAUUUUAGCUAAAAUUUACAGGAUUUGCUACCAUAAAUUUGGGUUGAUAUAUGAAUUUGAAUUAAGUUAUAGCAUUUACUUAUACAAUUUACUUAUACAAUUAAACAACUUUAAUAAAUGAUGAUUAUUAAUUUUGUCCUACUU